UUGUAAGGAAGGGGGCGGGGCUCCCUGUUACUCCUGCCGCGCCCCCUGGCUCUAGGCCCCGCCCCCGGCCGGUCUCUGCGCUGAGGUGGAGGAGGUGGGCGGCGGUUACCAUGGCGAUGACGUCCUACCGGCGAGAGGGGGGGCAGGGUGAGCGAAGAGAGAAAGAUGGCGGCGGCUGCGGCGGGGCCGCAGUGGGCGGCAGGGCAGCGCUGAGGAGACCCGAGCUGGGCGGGGGGAGGGGACGCAGUGCGGGCGGCGGGAGCGAGGAGCGGGGCCCAUGUGCGGCGGCGGGGGCAGCAGCACCUGCCCGCUAGCACCAGCCACCGCAGGGUCCCGAGGAGCCGGCUCCGGGGCAGCCGAGUGAGCGCGGCGGCGGCCGGGUAGGGGCGGCAGGAUGAAGUUCGCCGAGCACCUCUCCGCGCACAUCACGCCCGAGUGGCGGAAGCAGUACAUCCAGUAUGAGGCUUUCAAGGAGAUGCUGUAUGCAGCUCAGGACCAGGCCCCUUCUAUAGAAGUCACAGACGAGGACACGGUGAAGAGGUAUUUUGCCAAGUUUGAGGAGAAGUUCUUCCAAACCUGUGAGAAGGAACUUGCCAAAAUCAACACUUUUUAUUCAGAAAAGCUUGCAGAAGCUCAGCGCAGGUCCGCUACCCUUCAGAAUGAACUACAGUCAUCUUUGGAUGCACAGAAAGAAACUAAUGGUCUUACCACAGUGCGGCAGCGCAGAAAGGCAGUCUUCCACCUGUCCCACGAGGAGCGUGUUCAGCAUAGAAACAUCAGAGACCUAAAACUGGCCUUCAGCGAGUUCUACCUCAGCCUCAUCUUACUGCAGAACUAUCAGAACCUGAACUUCACAGGAUUCCGUAAGAUCCUGAAGAAGCAUGACAAGAUCCUGGAGACACCCCGGGGUGCAGAUUGGCGGGUGGCCCAUGUGGAGGUGGCACCAUUCUAUACUUGCAAGAAAAUCAACCAGCUCAUCUCUGAAACAGAGACAGUGGUGACCAAUGAGUUAGAAGAUGGAGACAGACAGAAGGCCAUGAAGCGUUUACGUGUCCCACCCUUGGGAGCUGCUCAGCCUGCACCAGCAUGGACCACUUUCAGGGUUGGCUUGUUCUGUGGCAUAGUCAUUGUGCUGAACAUCACUAUCAUACUUUCAGGUGUGUUUUUUAUAAAUGGACCAAAUGUGUGGCCACUGGUGAGAAUCUAUCGAGGUGGCUUUCUCCUGAUAGAAUUCCUCUUCCUCCUGGGCAUCAAUACGUAUGGCUGGAGGCAUGCUGGAGUGAAUCAUGUCCUCAUCUUUGAACUCAAUCCCCGCAGCAAUUUGUCCCAUCAGCAUCUCUUUGAGAUUGCUGGAUUCCUUGGGAUGUUGUGGUGCCUGAGCCUGCUGGCAUGUAUAUAUGGCAAAUUCACCCAUGUCCCUAUGCAGGUGAAUCCACUCAUCUUGUAUGGAUUCAUGUUGCUUUUCCUCAUCAACCCCACCAAAACCUUGUACUACAAGUCCCGGUUUUGGCUGCUUAAACUUUUGUUCCGGGUGUUCACAGCCCCCUUCCAUAAGGUAGGCUUCGCAGAUUUCUGGCUGGCCGAUCAGCUCAACAGCUUGGCUGUGAUACUUAUGGACCUGGAAUACAUGAUCUGUUUCUACAGCUUUGAGCUCCAGUGGGACAACAAUAACGGACUGUUGCCAGAAACAGGUGAUCAGAUUUGUUCCAGCUACUCCUACGGAGUGCGAGCAGUUGUCCAGUGCAUCCCUGCUUGGUUGCGUUUUAUCCAGUGCCUGCGCCGUUACCGUGACACCAAACGGGCCUUUCCUCAUCUGGUUAAUGCUGGCAAAUACUCCACCACCUUCUUCAUGGUGACAUUUGCAGCCCUUUACAGCACUCACAAAGCUCAAAACCACAGUGACACCCAAGUGUUCUUCUACCUGUGGAUUGUCUUCUAUUUAAUCAGCUCCUGCUACACCCUUAUUUGGGACCUGAAGAUGGAUUGGGGUCUCUUUGACAAGAAUGCUGGUGAAAAUACCUUCCUUCGGGAAGAAAUCGUCUACCCACAGAAAGCCUAUUACUAUUGUGCCAUUGUGGAGGAUGUAAUCCUGCGCUUUGCCUGGACCAUCCAGAUCUCCCUCACUUCCAUGCAAGUCUUUCCUUAUGCCGGGGACGUCAUCUCUACUGUCUUUGCACCACUUGAGGUUUUCCGGCGGUUUGUGUGGAAUUUCUUCCGUCUGGAGAAUGAGCAUCUAAACAACUGUGGCGAGUUCCGUGCUGUCCGGGACAUCUCAGUGGCACCAAUGAAUGCUGAUGACCAGACACUACUAGAGCAGAUGAUGGACCAGGAAGAUGGCGUCCGAAACCGCCAGAAGAACAGGGUGUGGAAGCGUAGCCUGAGCGUGUCCCUGCGCCGACCUAAUCUUUCUUCACAAUCCAAGGCUCGUGACACCAAGAUAUUGAUAGAGGACACAGAUGACGAAGCAAACACAUGAAAUGUCCACAGAAUCUAUUUCCACAUCCCUUGUUUUCUUGCUCUACUACCCUUUCCCCGACCAAUCCAACCUCUGGUACAGUUCCAGCUGAAAACAGGAGAAAACACUGAACACAUUUUCCGAGCUCUUCCGGACCGGAUCCUAUGGACUCCAACAAGCUCACUGUGUUUCUUUUCUUCUGGUUUAAUUUUCAUUUUCUACUUUUAAAAUAAAUAUUUACUUCGUUUUGCCAAUCAGAGGACAGUUAAAGAAAGAAGUAUCUAAGAAUUGUUUACAAUCACAACAAGGACACAAAACCCUAUCUGGAUGAAGAACAAGCAUCAUAGGGACUCCCUGAUGGGACAGCACCGAGAAUACACUCGGCUUCUGCUUGGCCCAGUUUCGACUGGUUGAAACUGGACUUGGGUUUUUAAAUUUGUGUUUCGUUUUUUUCUUUCCUUCAUAUCCAGCGCUGAGGCACUGGCUGCACUUGCAGGGAAAGUGCACUUAGAGCAGUACCUUCAUUCACGAAGCUACUUUUUAAUUUGAUGUAACUUUUCUUAUAAUUUUUUUGGAAAUACGAUGUAUUUGUUGCAUACAGUUUUCACAUUAUUUAUGAAACUUAACAACCAUAUGAGAAUGAUUUUUUGAGUCCUGUGCAAUGAAGGCGAUAACAGUAAAACAAGGCAGGGGGAUGUAGAUCUGGAUCUCUUUUUUGUGAGGGUUAUGCCCUGCAAAUACCUCUUUCAUGAGAUAAUUUGCGCCAGUUUGACCCUUUUUCUCUUCAGUUUAGUUUUAUUUAUAAACCAAAGUUUUUCUUUCUGGUUUUAGUUGCUGCUGCUGUUGCUUCAGAAGCCUGAGCAUGUUUCACGUACCAGUUCAUGCUCAUCUUUCCACGUGGCCGUGCAAAGAUAGUGCAAAUGAUUCUGUUUCAAAGGAGAGUUGUAAUAAAUCUUGCCACAAGGUGAAACACCCAGGCAAAAAAAGGGGGGUUGGUGUUUAGGUUAAGAACUGUUUUUUCAAAGCCUUAAUCUUCAUGAGAUAAGGUUAGAGUACUGUGCACCCCUGUUAAAUAGGGAGCUUUUCCAUUGUUCCGCUUCAGCUAACUACAGCAAAAAUAAAGGUGGACAAGAUGAGGACAUGAUCUUUUGCAUGUGUGGGAGGGGGGUUUGUUACAUGUUUUGGUUCAUAGGUGGCUACGCUUCAGAGAAUUGGCACACCUGACCCAGUUUGCUGUGGGGCAAGGAGGUGGUUGUGUGUUCUCCAGAGGGUAGGGAAGUUGGUAGUAAAUUAGAAGUCUUUAAUGACAUUUUAUUUUAUAUGUUUUGCCAGGCUUUGGCAAAGCGUUCUCUACCAGUCACUUCCUUCAGGUUGCUUUGUUUGUUGCCUGUCUUUUACACCCUCUCCUCAGUGUAGUCUAAAACCAAUUAAGUGGUAGGUCAGCCUUGCACUGGAGUGUGAGUGAUCAUACUCAGCAGGCUAGGGUUUAAGGACAUCGUACUGCUUAGCAAUUUCAGUAGAAAUGAUAAGGCCAGCUUGAUAAGCUUUGUAUAUUUUGAUACCACCACCAACCUCUUAGAAGAGAGCAACAUGAGUGUUUGAGGGCCAUGCCCUACACCACUGCAGGCAUUAAUGCUUGCAGAAAGCUUCAGUGUUUAAUAUUAAUAAAAUCUUAUUUGUCCUUGCUCUAUUGCAUGUAAGGUUAACACCAGGGACUGGGGGAAGCUGCUUCAAUUCCCUUUAAUCCUGUCCUUACCCCAAGGCUCGACUUUACAGCAGGGAUUGUUGAAGACUCUGCAUCCUUUUCAGAUGGGGCAUGGUCACUUUUUCUGCUGCUCUGCGUCCUUGUUUUUAACCACUCUUCCACGUAUUCCAAGUACUCUCUUAGUUCUUUGGCAGUGCCAGUAGCUAGCCAUAUACAGUUAUUGUUCAGACUCCAAGUGGCAGAUUCACACCCUCAACUAAGGAGGAGCCAUUUUUGACUUCUGUCCCUUGUUUUGAAUUUACAUUUCUAGCAAUCAGAUGCUAGGAAUCCCUGCUCAGCUGCUGUUAAAUAAUUUUUCUUUCUUUUGCCAAUCAUAUGGCUUAUUACAUAUGGCUGGUGCACUGCUUUUUCUUAGUUUGCCUAUUGUGCCUCUUGCCCAGAGGAACUGAAGAAGGAAACUUAAUUGUAUUCAUUUAGUUUAAAUAGGGCAAAAUAACUUUAUCAUACAUUGGUGGUAGUGAACUGGUGCCCCUUGACAGAAUGAGCAUUAUCUCAGUUAUCAGCACUGUCAUAUUGCACCCUGAACUUAUCAAGAAACUUUGAUGACCUGCUAGGAAAGGCCUCAGCACUACCACUGAUCUACUGAAGGUGAUAGUGUCAUUCAAGUGGAAUAGAUGAUUUGUGUAUUGUUAUUCCUCCACCAAUGCAACCAGGGCCAGCUGGUAUUUCGGCACCAGCCCACUCUGGUGAGAGGAAUCUGAACAAUACAGACUAACCCAGAAUUCUGUCGUUGCCCCUUUUGGUGCCCAGGAGUCUGAUUCCCCUGAUCUUGACUCACUGAUGCUUCUUGUUCAGACAAGGACAGAUGUACUUGUCCAGCAGGAAGUGGAGUUUGAAAUGGAAAGCCCUCUAAAGUAUUUCAGUCCACUAUUUUGCAUUUCAGUGAUUUUUGCUGUGUUCACAAUGUUCGAUUCCACACCAAACAGAGAACUCGUUCUCCUGGGAGGUAACUACAAUACGCUGGCUAACAAUUGGGAUAUCAUCAGCAACUAAAACUGUCAGAAAAUAGUGAUGCCAUAUAGGAGUUUAAAAGGAGUAGCAGCCAAACCAAGGGGCACAACCUGAACUAAUCGUGUCAUUACUUAAGGAAGCAUUGCUUUAAAAAGCGGAGGGUGGGGUCUUACUGAUAGCACUCCCUUGUCAAAGGAAUGGAAAGUAUCAUUGUGGCAAUUAGGGCAUCUGAAAAAAUUUUAGAACUUGGUACAGAGAGAUCUUAAAGUAUCACGGAACAAGUAGAAACCAGUGAAACAUUGUGAAUGCGUUUCUGAGCUCAGCUAGGAGAAUUGAACCUGUUCUGGUUAGUCUGCCUCAGACAUGAGUGGUACUGCAUGAGCUGAUUGGCUCAAACUUUAAACUCGCGGAAGGAUCAAGUCAACAAGAACUGAGGUCUUGGUCAGUUUUUUCUGCAACGUAUCAAAACUCUGGGGGAAGAGAGAGAAUUUUGUUCUGUGUUUGUCAAUAUACUGCUUCCACCUUCUUUCUCUUCCCACCCUGCAGAAGAGCACUCUGUUUCGGGCUAUGUUUUCCCUGCCAAAAAAGUUGGGUUGGUUUUUUUUUUUUAGUGUGAGAGAACUAAUUGCUGUUAGUAACUUGGUGUAAAAAUGCAUGUUUUAUGACCAUGAAGACAGCCUGUGUAAUGAAGGUGUCCGUACACUUGGGUCAGGAUGCCUGAGCUCCUAGCAUCAUGGUCCAAAAGAACCCAGUUUCCAGAAUCACUGUACUCCCUGAUGCCGCAAGGGCUUGUAUUCCAUGACUACACAGAGACAUUUCUGAACCAUUCGGAAUAUAGCUCCUCUCAGGAGUUAGUUCUAAAAACCUGUCUGGUUCCAUCUGUGAAUAUACAGUGAUAUCUUGCCAGUUAAAUGAGAUAUAAUCAAGCAGGGCAGCUAGUGAAAGAAAUAUAACCACCCCUCCUACUGAGUGGUCUGCAAAAUGAGAAAGUGAGAAAAGAUGUUUCCCCUCUGGUGGUCACACUUCAUGAAUGACCUUUGCAAAUAUAACGGAAUGGGUGUUUGUGAAAAUACUGCUGUAGAAGACUAGCAUUACUAAAUGCAGAAUGCGCAGUGAAAGGAGAACAAGGAACUGGGUCUUUUAUCCAGUGGAUUGCCUCAAACUCACAGAUGGGAUAGCAGGAGAGCCAGGAACCUGCUUCCAACUUCCUUAAGCAAAAGCUGGAAAAUGCCCAUCAUCUUCCUAUUUUAUAGCACCUAUGUUUGCCUUUCCUUUUGAUCUCUUUGUGUUCUCUCCUUCCCUUCUCUUAAAGGGUGCUCUUCUGCUGGAAUUGAGACCUACCCAAUGGUUCCGCUUUGUUUUCACCUGAGCUUAGAGUGGAUGGUAUUUGUCUCACCACUGGAUAUUUUUUUAAAUGGAGAUUUCCCCAUACCCCUGUAGUUUAGAAGUUCAAGUUGGCCACAUUCAUUCCCUGUUCAGAGGGGUCUCCAUCCCUCCCAGACAUCUAAAGUUGCAUGGGGAUUGUCAGGCAAUGUUAAUCAGGCAGAUCCGUUUCCAGGCUGUUGAGAUAUUGACCACUGUGAAUCCACACGGAUCUCUAAUUCCCUGGAUCUUUCCUCCAGCUUCUGACUGUACUAUAUGAAAAUGAGAUUUUGAUCACUGGCAUGUGCUUAUCACAAAUCAUAGAAUUUUUUUUUUCUAUACUUUGCUGAUAGAAAGGCCAGAAUCCCUUUGCUGUGUUCUCUUGGAUGAAAGUCAUCUAUGGGAGGAAGUCAACUGGGCGGGGGGGUUGGACAGUGGAUUCUCUGCAUAGAACUUCACAGAGCAAAGCUUAAUGAACUAGGGCAGAAAUCCUGGGGGAGAGCAUGCCUGUCAGGCUCAUUCUCUACUAACUUUACUGCUACCGUUCCCUUCAUAUUCUCCUGCUUUCUUAUGGCUGUAUCCUGAAUGUCUCAAUAUAUUCAUACUUCUGAAAUUCAGAUACAUUUUGGAGGCAAAUUUGCUUGCCCUGCCCUCCCCUAUCCUACUUCCUCUGUUUCUUCAGUAUCACUGUUUAUAUCAGGGUAGUGUCAUGAAGAUCAAUAGAGAGGAAGCGACAGAAGAUUUAAGCAUAGAAUUACAGGCAGAAGUUCCCGCUGUGGUGCAGUGAGACUGAGCCAUCCUCUGAAAACGGAAGCUCUUCUUGCUACUAUUCUGUCACCUCCUGUUGGCUGCUCUGAUUCUUCCAGGUACCCUUUGCUGCUGCUUCCUACGGGCCAAAAUGAACAAAUUCUUUCCUUCUCCUCCCCUCCAUAAGUCUGCCAGCCUUGUCUCUAACAGAUGAUUCCUUGCAUAAGCCUUCUCUAAAUUUAUCCUUCAGUCUUUGCCUCUGGGCAAAGGAGAGGGGAAGAAUGCACUGGGCUUCGUAGUUUUCAGUAUUGCCCAUAUGAGGCUUCUGUAUCUAGGAUCAUACAUCUUCACUGCAAUGUGUCUGUAGAGGGGGAUGGAGGAUUCAUUAUUUUGGGCUGCUGCACUAGUUGUGCCUGUGUAAUAUCCUGGGGUAUUUUUACCAUGAAUCCUCAAGGAGCGAUGGGGAUCAGGGCCAAAAUUUUCAAACUUGAGUAUCCCAAGUGAGGCAUCUGAGUCCACGUUUGGGCACCUGAAUAAAAGUAGCCUGAUUUUCCAAGGUACUGAGCAGUUACUGUUGGGUGCUCAUUGUUUCUGCAAACCAGGUGACUCUCUUUUAAGUGCCUGAUUUUAGGCACCCAAGUUUGAAAAUGUCUCGCCCAUUUUGGUGAUUUAGCAAGGCCUACCUUGAAGAGUUUAGCUGACGUUAGCUAUUCAGAGCAUGAGAUCAACUUGGCUAGGAAGUGGAUUGAAUGUCUAACCAUGCUGCUUAAGUCAGGGCUUCACGCCCCCUCCCCCCCAUCCCCCCCACACACACCUUUAUCUCUUCCACAGUGGUUCUGAGUCACUCCAAGGGGUAGAAAGCUGUUCUGCCUUAAGCAUUAUUUCUGGAAGGCUAUUGAUUUAUUUUGCUCACUGGAAAAGAGGGGAUCAGGACUCCUUGGGGAAGGGUGGAGAAUCAUUAUACUAACUUUAGAUGUAAUCAGACUCUGAAUUGUAGAUCGUUAAAUCAAACUCCGCCUCUGUAACAUCAUGACAUCUGUGUGACUUGGGUCCUAAAAAUGACUCUGCAUACUUUGGGGCAAAUAUGUAGACCUGCCACAACAUGGAUUUAACCCAGUACUGGAUCAAACUGCUACUCUAGUUUACCCAUGGGAUAUCAGUCCCUACCACAACUUAAUGGGAAAAUCACCAGAGUGACAAAAGAAAUGUGGAUUUCUCAGGGGAAAGGGGCCUUUAAUAUUGGUAAAUCCUGGGACCAAUUCCCUUGUCACUGCAGCCCACACAAGUGUGAGGUUGCUCUGGUCUGUGUGUAUCUCACAGCAGCAUCAGUGUGUUGGUGGUCAGGGGAGUUAUAUCUCCAGGAUUUCCAAUAAUAAGGCCAUAAAAUAUAAUUCCUUUUGAGUUCUUAAAACCAAAUUGAAUGAGCCCUUCAGUACAGACAAUGAAUCUCUUCAGCCUGUAACACUUUGUGGCUGUCAACUUCCUUACUAUCUUGUCAAUCCUUCUAUCAAACAAACAGUAUUUGGAAGGGACCUGGGAUAGAAAUGUAUUUGCCACUUCAGAAAUUGUCCCUUGCCUCUCUGCCAUCUUUCUGUACACCCCUCGCUCCUGCUGUGUUGAUCUAAAUGAUUAUUCUAUGAAGCCCUGAGCUGUAGAUGUCAAAAGUAACUAUGGAAUGUGAUUAGUCCUCUGUGGGUGCUUUCUUUCUUUCCUCCUUUCUCUUUCGCUAUCUCCUUCUCCACUCUUCUUUUGGCUAAGUGGAAAAGGUGAGGACAAAGAAUUGCCGCUUGCUUGGACUCAUGAUGUAUCUGUGACUGCGCUAUUAGCUGUCUCCUUUUUCCUUCCCAAAUGGAUAUAACAUUUUUUAAGUGUGGAAUACCCUUCUUGAUAAGUAGGUUUUUAAAAAAAUGCACAAUGUGGUACUGUUUCAUAGUUUCUAGGUGGUUGUAUAAAACAAAGUCAACUGUGGUUAUGUGUUUUUAAAAGGAAAAAAAGUGAUUGGUUACUAAAUCUGUCCUUUUUUCAUUAUUACAAGCUCUUUGUUUUCCAAUGA
Messenger RNA from Malaclemys terrapin pileata, 9333 nucleotides. RefSeq names its product xenotropic and polytropic retrovirus receptor 1 (gene XPR1). Gene Ontology annotation, biological process: phosphate ion transport; cellular response to phosphate starvation. Gene Ontology annotation, cellular component: cytoplasm; plasma membrane; Golgi apparatus. The record is from RefSeq and is a predicted model, not a curated record. The transcript is spliced from 15 exons. Bases 395 to 2476 code for a protein of 693 amino acids. Lineage: Eukaryota; Metazoa; Chordata; Testudines; Emydidae. Gene Ontology annotation, molecular function: inositol hexakisphosphate binding.